CGUCUUUCAAUUCUUGUCAAUUUUUUGACCAACCUUCCAUUCUUUGCCGUACUAGCUGCGAGUCACUCUUUUGUAUAAACAAACCAUUUAUCACCAUCUUACAAGCUUCUCCACAUUCAUCAGUACUUUGACCAAGUCUGACACUGGAACAUUUUGACACUGAAGGAUACAUCAGCCCAACUCAAAACAUACAGCACCCACAAAAUGCAGUACUCCCUGCUCUCCGUCCUUUCCUUUGCCACCGUCGUCUACGGACAUGGUGUCGUGACUAGCCCCCCAGUAAGGCAGGCAGCCAGCGCCUUUGGCCAAGCCUGCGGCCAGCAGAUGCUGUCCACCGAGAGCUCCGACCGGCUCGGCAACAUCCAAGGCCUUCGCCAGCAGGCCAAGGCCGACUUUGACCCGACAAAGUGCCGGCUGGAGCUGUGCAAGGGCAUCCCGUUCGCCGACGCCAAGCCCGGCGACGUGCAAAAGUUCAGCCCCGGCCAGACGGUGCCCAUCAAGGUGAACAUUGGCGCGCCGCACACGGGCAUCGCAAACGUCUCGGUCGUCGACACGGCCACAAACUCCAUCAUCGGCCAGCCGCUCAUCGAGUUCCAAAACUACGCCUCGACCAAGACGGGCGUUGCAAAGAACAACACCGACUUUAGCGUCACCAUGCCAAACACCCUGCCGUCGACCUGCGGCACCGCCGGCGCCUGCGUGCUGCAGUGGUGGUGGGACAGCGACGAGGCCAAGCAGACCUACAUGAGCUGCGUCGACUUUACCUUUGGCGGCGCUGCCGGUGGUGGCGGCGCUGGCAAUGCAAGCACUGCUAACGCGGCUGCUGCAAACGGAGCUGCUCCCAGCGGCGGUCGCGCUACUGGCUCCAAGGCGGCCAGCGCGUCGUGCAACUAA
Messenger RNA from Pyricularia oryzae 70-15, 894 nucleotides. RefSeq lists its product as uncharacterized. The coding region runs from base 205 to 894 and encodes 229 amino acids. The record is from RefSeq and is a predicted model, not a curated record. NCBI's taxonomy places the organism in Eukaryota, Fungi, Ascomycota, Sordariomycetes, Magnaporthales, Pyriculariaceae. The transcript has a single exon.